Hemibagrus wyckioides is the source of this 1212-nucleotide messenger RNA. It is a transcript of the gene spi2, whose product is annotated as Spi-2 proto-oncogene. The record is from RefSeq and is a predicted model, not a curated record. NCBI's taxonomy places the organism in Eukaryota, Metazoa, Chordata, Actinopteri, Siluriformes, Bagridae. Gene Ontology annotation, cellular component: nucleus. Bases 185 to 886 code for a protein of 233 amino acids. The transcript is spliced from 5 exons. Gene Ontology annotation, molecular function: DNA-binding transcription factor activity, RNA polymerase II-specific; sequence-specific DNA binding. Gene Ontology annotation, biological process: regulation of transcription by RNA polymerase II; cell differentiation.
GUGUGUGGAUCAGUAACACAAUAACAGCAGCAUUUCGUCCUGGUCAUGAUAAUUCGACUGUGUGUGUUAGGUUAUGUAGUACUUUCAUAACUGUUAUUGAUUUAAAUGAAUAGAUUAGCUAUUAAAGAAAAAAAGUGUAACUACACAAUUAAUAGUGAAUUGAACAGACCGGUGGCAGAGCGACAUGAAUAUGCCACAGAGCUAUCAGACGGAUCUGGAAGUAAUUCUGGAGUUCCUUGAGGAACAUUGCAGGCAAGAGACAAGGGGCCAGUGGGAAAAUGCGACAGCUGAUUUUCACACGAACCACCAAAUUCUUGGAGAUGACUACGGCGUUCUGUCGCACCAUGUGGAUUCUUUACAACUGCUUUCCUCAACAAAGGCUCAGCAAGCUACAGGACCACAGGUGAAGGAAACAGGAUUGGAUUCAGCUGAAAUAAGGGAGUCCAUAGAGGAAGCUUUAAACCUUCCUGCUGGUGAAGAAAGCCCUUUAGGUCAGCCUGAGGAAAGUGCCCAAUCAUCACCCAGCUCUACACCUGCAGGCAGAGGCACAUACAAAUCAGUUUAUAUGGUUUCAGGGAAAAAGCUGCGUCUCUUCCACUUUUUGUUCGAGAUGCUGGAAGACCCUGGAAUGGCACACUGCUUGUCCUGGGUUCCUGCAUCGGUCGGGGUUUUCCGUUUCUCCUCCACAUAUAAAGAACAUGUGGCUGCACUCUGGGGCCAGCGCAAGGGCAACCGAAGGCCCAUGACCUACCAGAAGAUGUCCCGCGCCCUGAGAAACUAUACCCGCUCAGGCGAAAUCAUCAAAGUGAGAAAAAAACUGACCUACCAGUUUAGCGGAGCAACUCUGACCACAUUAAGGAGUCAGCAGAGAAUGAAGAACACCUAACGCUUACAGGGUGAUUUUGUAAACUCUUUUUUUAUGAUUCUCUCUCCGUCUCUGGUUCGUCAUAGUGAGCAUGUAAGAAUAAGAGCUAUUCUGUCUAGUGUGACUUGUACCAGCUGGAGGUGUUUCAUGACACUAAAUAUACACAAUAAUAAAACACAAUACUCAAAAAAAGUUGAAAUUAUACCAUGCCAAAGUUAAACGUCAAAGAGUUUUCACCUUGAUGCUUCACCAUUAAACACAACAUGCUGUUUGUUCUGCAGCAGUUCGUCAAACUGUUACUUCCUGUCUUUGUGCUACUCUUACAAUGGUUUUUAUUUUUGCUUUAA